AUGUCUCUAUACUGUACUCGAGCUACUUAUGGUUAUUUUAUUCAUAAAGAUGUCAAACAGCUAAUUAAAGCUGACGGUGCGAACGGUCUGUGGACAUCGACACCAUACGCUGGAAUUUGGUGGCAAUCCGGUCAGGGAUUCUGGUACAUAACCGAAUAUUUAAACACAAUGGCGUCUCGUACCACCGAUCUUCUCUACUUUGGCAUACGAUGGGCGGGUGAAACAACAUCGGACAACCACAAUCAAUACGUAGCCACGGGCUUUCUCGACGAUCAGGCGUGGUGGGGAAACGGUGGUUUGAGAAUGGUGGAUUAUAUCCGAUCGACGGGUGAUUAUGGACCGCAGAAGUUGACCAAUUCGGCUGUUGCUGUCAAGAACGAUAAUCAGUUGCACAGUGAUGCGAACUGUAGUGGUGGUGUUUAUUGGGAAUACAAAACACCAAGUAAAAAUACAAUAUCGAAUGUUCUCACAAUGGAGCUCGAGUCACAUCUGUUCGCGAUAAAUGGUGACAUCUCAAUGUUAACUGCACCGAACAAACUCGGCUCAAUAGAUCUCUACAAUUGGAUGUUAGAUAUCCGAGAACUUGUGGAAGAAACGGGCGAACAAUUUGACACAAUUGAUUCGCGCACUUGUGAAGUAACGGGUGGACCACUCGAUUACGAGUACGGUGUGUUACUACAAGGACUUGUUCAUUUGUACGAAGCCACCGAUGAUCAGCAUUAUCUCGACCAGGCACGAAUAUUUGCAGAUAAAGCGCUGAGUAUGUGGAUGGAUCCACGGACGAAAGUGUACAAAAACAAUUGUGAAACAUGUACCAACUUGGAUUUGGUCGCAUUUAAGGGGACUUUCUUUCUCGGUCUCUCUCGUUUGUAUGACGAAACAAAAAAUCAAACAUACGCCGAUAUGUUCAUAAAUACGUUCAAAGCCAUGGUCGAACAAUCGACAAGAUUUAAUCAAACGGUGGAUGAUGGUGCAGAAUAUUUUGUCACCGACUACAUCAACGGUGAUUAUGGGCAUGUGCAAAAAGAUGAUUUCUACACUAUAUCACUGUUCAAUAAUUUGGCAUUGACGACAGCUGCACUCAAAGUUUUUCAAAAUACGUAUCCUACUGUGCAUGAUCGAUUAGAUUUAACCAUCAAUGGUUUACUCACAUACUCGAGACAACAAUCUACACCUUACUUGAUGUGUAUAUGUAAUGAUUUUGGAUGUCCAUUAGGCCAUACACAACAAUGUUUUACUCAAGCUGGUCAUCAUGAUCUUCGAGCAGAGGUUACUGAGAAAAGCGAUGCCUUUCUGGUGGCACCUAACCACAAAGUAACAUUCUGGGAUAACAGUGGCACGUUCGCUGGACA
Messenger RNA from Didymodactylos carnosus, 1352 nucleotides. The record is from the annotation of a GenBank genome assembly. Lineage: Eukaryota; Metazoa; Rotifera; Eurotatoria; Philodinida; Philodinidae.